This is a messenger RNA of Xyrauchen texanus (razorback sucker), 5990 nucleotides long. RefSeq names its product glycogen phosphorylase, brain form-like. NCBI's taxonomy places the organism in Eukaryota, Metazoa, Chordata, Actinopteri, Cypriniformes, Catostomidae. The transcript is spliced from 20 exons. The record is from RefSeq and is a predicted model, not a curated record. Gene Ontology annotation, biological process: glycogen catabolic process. Gene Ontology annotation, molecular function: pyridoxal phosphate binding; glycogen phosphorylase activity. Gene Ontology annotation, cellular component: cytoplasm. Bases 103 to 2634 code for a protein of 843 amino acids.
CGGAACAGUACGUGUGAAGUUCUCGAGCACCUUACCGUGCUGUGCUAAACAAGUUAACGGUACAAACUUUCAUUCUUAGUUUUAUUUAAGCGCACUGGAAACAUGUCCAAACCUCUGACCGACCACGAAAAGCGCAAACAGAUCAGUGUGCGUGGUAUAGCUGGCCUCGGGGAUGUUGUCGAAAUCAAAAAGAGCUUCAACAGGCAUCUUCACUUCACCCUUGUGAAGGAUCGCAAUGUGGCCACCCCGCGGGAUUAUUACUUCGCCCUGGCGCACACGGUCCGGGAUCACCUGGUGGGCCGCUGGAUCCGCACUCAGCAGUAUUACUAUGAGAAAGACCCGAAGCGCAUCCAUUAUCUAUCUCUGGAGUUCUAUAUGGGCAGAACUCUCCAGAACACCAUGAUUAAUCUUGGUCUGCAGAACACUUGUGACGAGGCCAUCUACCAGCUUGGACUGGACUUGGAAGAACUGGAAGAGAUUGAGGAAGAUGCUGGACUGGGAAACGGAGGUCUUGGGCGUCUAGCAGCUUGUUUCCUGGACUCCCUGGCAUCUCUGGGUCUGGCAGCAUAUGGUUAUGGCAUUCGUUAUGAGUUUGGAAUCUUCAAUCAGAAGAUCACCAAUGGCUGGCAGGUAGAGGAGGCUGAUGAUUGGCUUCGCUAUGGUAACCCCUGGGAGAAGGCCCGACCAGAGUAUAUGCUGCCUGUGCAUUUCUAUGGUCAAGUGGAGCACACACCUGAGGGAUCAAAGUGGGUUGGCACCCAGGUGGUGCUUGCGAUGCCUUAUGACACUCCUGUGCCUGGUUAUAAUAACAACACUGUGAAUACUAUGAGACUGUGGUCUGCCAAAGCUCCUAAUGAUUUCAACCUGCAAGAAUUUAAUGUGGGGGACUACAUCCAGGCUGUUUUGGACCGGAACCUGGCUGAAAACAUCUCACGAGUACUUUACCCCAAUGACAAUUUUUUUGAAGGGAAAGAGCUCAGAUUAAAGCAGGAGUACUUUGUGGUGGCUGCUACUCUGCAGGACAUUAUCAGGCGUUUCAAAUCUUCAAAGUUUGGCUGCAGGAAUCCUGUACGCACCUCUUUCGAGACUUUCCCUGAGAAGGUGGCGAUCCAAUUAAAUGACACUCAUCCAGCACUGGCAAUUCCUGAACUAAUGAGAAUCUUGGUGGAUAUUGAGCACCUGGACUGGAAAAAGGCAUGGGAGAUCACCACAAAGACGUGCGCGUACACAAACCACACAGUGUUACCAGAGGCUCUUGAGCGCUGGCCUGUUUACAUGUUUGUGAAGCUUCUACCACGACACCUGGAGAUCAUCUAUGAGAUCAACCAGCGACACCUGGAUAGAAUUGCUGCUCUGUAUCCAGGAGACGUUGAUCGUUUGCGCAGAAUGUCUCUGAUUGAGGAGGGCGAUCCAAAGAGAAUCAACAUGGCUCACCUCUGUGUGGUGGGGUCACACGCCGUCAACGGAGUCGCACGAAUUCACUCCGACAUUGUCAAAAGCACCGUUUUUAAGGACUUUUGUGAUGUUGAGCCAGAAAAAUUCCAGAAUAAGACGAACGGCAUCACACCUCGUCGCUGGCUGCUCCUCUGUAACCCGGGCCUGGCUGACAUCAUCGCUGAGAAAAUUGGUGAGGACUUCUUAACAGAUCUGUUUCAAUUGAGGAAGCUGUCAGACUUCAUAAAUGAUGAAACGUUUAUUCGGGAUGUUGCCAAAGUUAAACAGGAGAAUAAGCUGAAGUUUGCAGCAUAUCUGGAGAACGAGUACAAAGUAAAGAUCAACCUUGAGUCUAUUUUUGAUGUUCAUGUCAAGAGAGUCCAUGAGUACAAGAGACAACUGCUCAACUGCCUUCAUGUCAUCACUUUAUACAACAGGAUAAAGAAGGACCCAAACAAGAAGGUUGUUCCCAGAACAGUAAUGAUUGGUGGAAAGGCAGCACCAGGCUAUCACAUGGCAAAGAUGAUCAUCAAACUGAUCACCUCGGUGGGAGAAGUGGUGAAUAAUGAUCCUGUGGUGGAUGACGGACUCAAGGUCAUUUUCCUGGAAAACUACAGAGUAUCACUAGCUGAGAAGGUGAUCCCUGCUGCUGACCUGUCUGAGCAGAUCUCCACGGCGGGUACGGAAGCUUCUGGUACAGGAAACAUGAAAUUCAUGCUGAAUGGCGCUCUGACCAUUGGUACCAUGGAUGGAGCCAACGUGGAGAUGGCAGAGGAAGCUGGAGAGGAAAACCUUUUCAUCUUUGGCAUGAGGGUAGCAGAUGUGGAGGCCAUGGACAAAAAGGGAUACAAUGCUAGAGAGUACUAUGAUCGUCUGCCUGAGCUCAAACAGGCGAUGGAUCAAAUCAGCGGUGGAUUCUUCAGCCCAAAAGAGCCUGAACUCUUCAAAGAUGUCGUCAAUAUGCUCAUGAAUCAUGAUAGAUUCAAGGUGUUUGCAGACUACGAGUCCUACAUCAGCUGUCAAGAAAAAGUUAAUCAACUCUACAGGAACCCAAAAGAAUGGACCAAAAAGGUCAUCAAGAACAUUGCCGCUUCUGGUAAGUUCUCAAGUGACCGCACAAUUGCAGAAUAUGCUCGUGAGAUCUGGGGGGUGGAGCCAUCUGAUGUGAAGAUCCCACCACCUAAUGAACCACGUGAAUGAGAAAGUGGGCGACUACAUGGUUAGCUGGUGUCCAGUGAGUGUGCCUGCCUAAUUCUGAACUUCUCAGUUUUGUGGGAGUGCCUUGUCUCUGGCUUUACCUGAUUUACAGAUUCAGGUUACCUUUUACUAUGCAUAAGCCAUGUGGAGCCUCCUUGAAUUGCAUUACUGUAGUGUAACCUUAACACACAUAAAAAAAAUAUUAAAUAAAAACUUACUCUCAGUGUGCUUUUACACUGUAGACAUGUUGAAAAUCACUGUUAAGAUACUGUUACAUUUCCUUGCACAUGCUGUUAUCAAUUACUAUGGUUUUCAUUAAUCAAAAUUUGAUUUGUUGGACAUCUGAGACAAAUUUACAGCACUGCCUCAAAUGAAAUCAGCUUGAAUCUUUUUUUGUUUUUUUUUGGCAGCCUUAGUAACUGCUUAUAAGGCUAUAUAAAUGGUUCAUUUUGAGUACAUUAUAAUUUUCUUGCAUUCCUUAUACUGCUCUUUAUGGUGGGGAUUCUGAAUAGUUACUCUUUUUAAAGGGAUAUUUAACCCAAAAAUGAGAUUUGUCACAUUCUCACAAUCAUGUCAUUCUAAACCCCUUUGACUGACUUCCAUGAAACACAAAGGGAGUUAUAUAGCAGAAGAGUCUAGUAUCUUCUUUUCCAUGCGUCUGAUCUCUGGUCCCCAUCCACUUUCUUUGUAUAGAAAAGAGUGGAAUUCUUAAUAUCAGAACAUCAUACAGGUUUAGAACAAUAUGAGAGUAAGUAAAUGAUGACCGGAUGUUACAUUUUGUGUGAACUAUUAAUUUAAAGGAAUAAUCCAGAUUCAAUACAAGUUCAGCUCAAUCAACAGCAUUUGUGGCAUAAUGUUGAUUACCACAAUUAAUUUUGACACGGCUGUACUUUUCUUUAAAAAUAAAUUUAAACAACUUUACAGCUCAAAUAAUACACAGGUUUUAACAGGAAAUUUAAUGUAAGUGUUUUAUGUUUUACAUUUCUCCAAAAAUUGUCUCCAUUCACUUCCAUUGUUAGUGUCUCGCUGUACCUCGUUUUAUUUAUACAUUUAAGAAAAGGGAUGGGGCGACACAUGCUGCUGUUUGAGCUUAACUUGUAAUGAACUCUGAAUUUUUCCUUUAAGGAUGUCUCUAAAUGAAAAUAUAAAAUACAAAUUGGGUCUGAACUAGAACCCCAGAUCUGCCUUAACUAUUUCAUGGUGUUUAAGAACAAAAACACAACAACUGGUACCAUUUAAGCAUACAUAUUUUGUGCCUGGAUGAAUUUCUUAUUACCUUGAGUAAAUACAUCGACCUUUUUGUCUCUGUCAGUAGAAAUGCCUCCCUGCCCUAUAUUACAUGGUGCUCUUAAUCCAGUCAGAAACAACGGCUUUAAAAGUUGUGAAUUACUGUAAUAGAAUCCAGUUUUUGCAUCUUGAGGCCAUCUAGAUCACGCUAUUCACCAUCUAAGUGAAUUUUUUUUUUAUUCAAGCUUUCACACAUAAGUUAAAGGGUGCCUUGUGUGCAUAAAUGUGCAAUAUUAAAAACAAGGGGAUAAAAUGUCCCUUUGUGAGUUUUUCAUAUAGACAAUAAAAACAGGAGAUACAGUACAUGGCAGCUGGCUGAUGUAUGGGAAUCCAUCACAAGUGUGUCCUGCUUUAGUUACUUUUUGUCAGGGUGAAAUCGAAUGUCAAUUUGUGCUCUUUUGCAUAUAUUACCAAAUGCUGAAACGUUAGAGUUUUAACUUUUACUUUGUACUGUAAUGCUCUUGAGCCAACCUAAAAGUGACUGAACUUAAGAAAUGCUUGGUCUCUGCAGCCAGUUGUAAAGCCACCCCUGACUUGAGUUUCAACUCUAAACAUCAGCAUUUCAUAUUACUGGUCUUAUAUUUACAGUUGAAGACAAAAUUAUUCAAUUCUUUUUCAAAUAUUUUAACAGUAUUUCUUAUUAUAUUUUUCCUCUGGAGAUAGCCUUAUUUAUUUCAAUUUGCCUGGAAUAAAAUAAUUAUAACAUUUUAUUUUAAAAACUGCUAAGGUCAAUAUUAUUAGCCCCCUUAAGAAAUUAUCUGUUUGAUUAGCUACAGAACCUAUUACUGUCACUGUUAUUCCAUGACUUGCCUAAUUAAUCCCCCAAGCUGCUCUUCAAACUGAUGAUUAGUGUCUUGCAAAACAAUUAGUGAAGUAAUAUAAAACUGUCAUAGAGUAGAGAACAAGGCUGGCAGAGGCAGAAUGCGACCGAUUUCAAAAACCUUGGAAAGUAAACUGGUGAGAGAGAGAUUUCUAAAGACCCAAGAACAACUGCCAAGACACUAGUGAAUGAUUUAACCAAGUCUGGGAUUGAUGUCUCAAUGAAGAGUCACAAGAACCCUGCACAGGAAUGGACUGCAAGUUUGUAGACCAAGAAAAACUCAACUUCUGAAGAAAACACACCUCCAAGCUAGACUGAAUUUUGCCAAGGACAACCUAGAGAAAAAUGAUGCGUACUGGAAACAAAUAACACCGUUCCCACGGUGAAACAUGGCGGAGGGAGUAUAAUGCUGUGGGGAUGGUUCAGUGCGUCUGGAACUGGGAAUCUCAUCAGGGUCAAAGGAAUCAUGAAAAAGGAAGACUACGAGAAGAUUUUGAAAGACAACCUCAGGCAAUCUGCAACAACUUGGUUUGGGUCGACAUUUCGUCUUCCAGCAUGAUAAUGACCCAAAGCAUACCUCACUUCUGGUGAAGAACUACCUCCAAACGAGCAAAGUGAACGUCCUAGACUGGCCUGCACAAAGCCCAGACUUGAAUCCCAUAGAAAAUCUGUGGGCCACACUGAAGACUAGAGUCCAUGCCAGGAGACCAACAAAUCUGGAGGAGCUUCAGAGAUUUUCUGAGGAGGAAUGGGCUGCUGCGACUCAGGAGAAAUGCCUAAAACUGGUUGAGAACUACAACAAACGACUAAAGGCUGUUAUCAAGCAAAAGGGAUGCACUAUUAACAUCAGAGGGCUAAUCAUUUUGACCUGUAGAUUUUUUUUUAUUCUUUAUAAUUUGGUUUCAAUUUGUAAUUAUAAACGCUCUUAAGUUGCCUAAAAAACUAUUAUGUUAAGAAAUGCUACAUUGAAAAAAAUCUUUGCUACAUUAAACAGCACUUGGGAAUUAUUUGAAAAAUCACUUUCAUAGGGGUUAAUAAUUUUGUCUUCAAUUGGACCUUUCUCAGAUUGCUAGACAAUUGAAUGUAUGCAUGAUUGGGGGGGGGAUUAAAAUUUGCAAUCGUACAUUGUUUUCUCACUUCAUUUUACAGUACUGUAUGGAGUUUACUGUUUUAAUACCAUGUGAACAUAUAAUUAAAAUGCUCAUUAAAAAACAUGUUUGAUGAAUAAAUAAUUAUGUUGCAGUUCUAGAAA